AUGUCUAUUCUCAAAGUACCCCCCGAGCUUUUGAUUCAAAUCGGGAAAGAUGUGGAAUGCCCCGAUCUGAAUCGUUUUCUUCGAUGUCAUUCUCAUCUUUACGGCAUUCUAAACAACCUCCUUUUUCAACGUAAUAUUCACAACACCUCUGCAUUAUGCUGGGCAGCGGCUCAGGGUUCUGAAUCUACUUUCAGACAUUUCAUUGAUGCUGGGGCAAAUGUUCAAUGGGAAUCUCAGUACCUCGCCCACUCGGUACAAUACCAUGGAAGACGCUUCCGAUGUCCACUUCAAAUAGAGAUGAUGAAAGAGCAUCCAAUAUCCCAUGCAGCAGCUCAGGGUCAUACAAGAAUCGUGGAAUAUCUCCUCGAUCUAGGAGCCGAUAUUAAUUAUCGAGAUCGGGACGGUUUAACGCCCCUCGCUCUCGCUGCUCGCGAAGGCCAUUUGAAUCUGACUCGGAAAUUCAUAUCGCUGGGCGCAAAGCAACUAUCACACGACAAAGAGGAAAGAUAUCCACUUGUGCAAGCCGCAUUAAAUGGCCACCACAAUGUUGAAGACUAUCUCUUCGAUCAGCUUCGCCAAUACCCUUACAGCAAACCAAACCCCCGCUUAGACCUCUACUGGAUGUUGAAAUACGCCGCAGAGCACGGCGAUGAAGACCGAAUACGGUACCUCCUGGCGCAGGGAGCGGAUGUGAAUUUUCAGCUAUCCAUAGAAAGUCAUCCGCCUCUAUGUGGUGCGCUUCUAUCUCCACGACCAAGAAGUACCACCCAGCUUUUAUUAGAUUAUGGAGCAGACCCGAACGGAAAGGCAUCACCAUCGAAAAAUAAAUCAGCUGGGAGAUCUGAACGGGUGCAAUCCACAAUCAAUCUUGCACUUCAGAGAGACGAGAGCUACUGUCUAAUUAAUCUCCUAAUACAAUACGGGGCAGUAGCUCAAUAUCACAGCCAAGCUUUGAUUACUGCAAUUCGCUAUGGAAAGACGAGGGAGUUUGAGUAUCUCGUGGAGACGGGUGCCAGCUUGUCUGCGAAAUAUCGCAGAGUAUCUGUCGCUGAAAGAGCUAUGAAUUCUGGCUAUCAACCUAUUAUCGACAUUUGCUUGAAGUAUGGAGUUCGUUAA
Molecule: messenger RNA, 1116 nt
Organism: Penicillium waksmanii
Lineage: Eukaryota; Fungi; Ascomycota; Eurotiomycetes; Eurotiales; Aspergillaceae
Product: ankyrin repeat domain-containing protein
Exons: 1
Coding region: 1-1116 (371 amino acids)
Molecular function (GO): protein binding
Source: RefSeq, a predicted model, not a curated record